Messenger RNA from Gaeumannomyces tritici R3-111a-1, 1232 nucleotides. RefSeq lists its product as hypothetical. Bases 216 to 1160 code for a protein of 314 amino acids. Gene Ontology annotation, molecular function: NAD binding. NCBI's taxonomy places the organism in Eukaryota, Fungi, Ascomycota, Sordariomycetes, Magnaporthales, Magnaporthaceae. The record is from RefSeq and is a predicted model, not a curated record. The transcript has a single exon.
GCUUGGGGUUUCCAUACGUGGGGCUUCGACGGGCAGAAACACUGACCCGUCGGUUGGGGGGUCUCGACCUGACUCGAAGCCUCUCCUCACUCCAGACCUCAGCUUCUUUUCCCCUCGACAUCGAGUUUCUCCCCCAGCAUCGACCGCUCACACGGUAACGGCACCAUCUACACAAGCAAGAUUGUGUCACCUCCCCCAGCAACAGCUAGCCCACCAUGAAGCUCCUCUACCCGACGUCGCUCAGGCUCGACGUGCCGAGCCUCGAGGGCUUUGGCGUCAGCCUGCACCCGUACGACGUCAAGAAGCACAUCCCGGAGGAGCUGGUCGACGCCGAGGUGCUCAUCACCUGGACCAACACGGCCGACAACCUCAAGGACGCCGUCAAGCGCCUCACCAAGCUGCGCUGGAUCCAGUCCCUGGCCGCGGGGCCCAACGACGUCCUGGGCGCCGGCUUCGACCCGGCAAAGAUCAAGAUCACCACGGGCUCGGGCCUGCACGACCACACCGUCGCCGAGCACGCCCUGGGCCUGCUUCUGCUCGCCGCCCGCCGCUUCGACGAGAUGCGCGACUACCAGCUCAAGCGCCAGUGGCCCGGCCACCUGGGCGGACCCCAGCCCGACCGCCCGGCCGACCGCUUCACUAGCUUGCGCGGCGCCAACGUGGUCGUCUGGGGCUUCGGCAACAUCGCAAAGACCCUGACGCCCCUGCUGGUCGGGCUCGGCGCCAAGGUCACGGGCGUCGCCCGCAGCGCCGGCGUGCGCGACGGCGUCGAGGUCUACGGCGAGGAUAAGCUGCCCGAGCUGCUGCCGCGCGCCGACGCCCUCGUCAUGAUCCUGCCCGGCUCCGACUCGACCCGCCACGCGCUCAACGCCGACCGCCUGCGCCUGCUGCCCAGGCACGCCUGGCUCGUCAACGUCGGCAGGGGCACGUCGGUCGACGAGGACGCGCUCGUGGCCGCGCUCAAGAAGGGCGAGCUCGGCGGUGCCGCCCUCGACGUCUUCGAGACGGAGCCCCUGCCCGAGCCGUCGCCGCUGUGGGACGCCCCCAACGUCUUUGUCAGCCCCCACGCCGCCGGCGGCAGGCCGCAGGGCGCCGAGGACCUGAUUGCCUACAACCUGCGCCGCUUCCUUGCUGGCCAGGAUCUCAAGAACAUUAUAUAGUUGUAUGAUUGUGUAUAUACGUAGCAAAAAUGGGUGGUGAGGAGAUAAAAAUUGAAAGUGAUACAUCUGUCG